This is a messenger RNA of Aegilops tauschii subsp. strangulata, 1744 nucleotides long. RefSeq names its product gallate 1-beta-glucosyltransferase 84A24. NCBI's taxonomy places the organism in Eukaryota, Viridiplantae, Streptophyta, Magnoliopsida, Poales, Poaceae. The record is from RefSeq and is a predicted model, not a curated record. Gene Ontology annotation, molecular function: quercetin 7-O-glucosyltransferase activity; quercetin 3-O-glucosyltransferase activity.
AACUCAUAUCCCACUCUUAUUUAAAGAGUGUAGGACAAUAGUAGUUGAAGCAGCUGCCACGGACACAGCCGCCAUUAUGACGAUGACGACGACGACGCCGCCGCCGCGGCCUGUUCAGCCGCACGCCCUCCUCGUGUCCACCCCAUUCCAGGGCCACAUCAACCCCCUCAUGCGCCUUGGCCGGCGCCUGGCCGCCAAGGGCGUGCUAGUCACCUUCACCACCGCUCUCCGAGCAGCCGUCCGCGUGGAGGAGGACGGCGACGGCCACGAGCGCGCGGGGUUCCGGUUCGAGCGCCUGCGCGGCGGCGGGCUGUGGGAGCCGGAGGAUCCACGGUUCAGCGACGCCGGCGACAUGGCGCGCCAUGUCGAGGCCGCUGGACCGGCGGCGCUCAAGGAGCUCAUCCGCCGGGAGGCCGAGGCCGGGCGGCCGGUGACGUGCGUCGUGACCAACGCCUUCGUCCCGUGGGCGCUCCGCGUGGCUCGCGACAUGGGCCUCCCCUGCGGCAUGCUGUGGAUCCAGUCCUGCGCCCUGCUCUCCGUGUACUACCACUACGUGCACUCGCUGGCGGCCUUUCCAGAGGCGGACGACGGCGCGUCCGGCCGCUCGCUAUUGGCCAUCCCUGGGCUCCCGGACCUCGCCAUCGACGACCUCCGUCCCCUCCUGAUUUACGCCUCUGACCAGGACAUGUGGCGAGAGAUGCUCUUCGCGGAUCUCAGCGUCAUCCGCGAGAAGGUAUCGUGGGUGUUCGUCAGCACCUUCGACGAGCUGGAGCACGAGGCCGUCGCGGCCCUUAGCGAGCACCUGCCGGUUAUUCCAGUCGGCCCUCUCAUCAAGCCGGAAAUCGGCGAAAUCGACGGGUCCUCCGAUGAUGACGGCUGCAUCGCGUGGCUCAACGCGCAGGCGCCGCGCUCGGUGGUGUUCGCUGCGUUCGGGAGCCUCGUGAAGACGGACGACGACGAGACUGCCGAGAUAGCGCAGGGGCUGGCCAGCACGGGCCGGCCGUUCCUCUGGGUGAUGCGCGACGACAACCGCGCGGUGCUCUUCCAGGGCACCCUGGACGGCGUCACGGCGGCCACCUUGUGCGACAGAGGCAAGGUCGUCCCGUGGUGCAGGCAGGCGCACGUGCUCGGGCACGGCGCGAUCGGCUGCUUCGUCACGCACUGCGGGUGGAACUCUACCACGGAGGCGCUCGCCGCGGGAGUGCCGGUCGUUGCCAGCCCGAGGUGGUCCGACCAGAGCAUCAACGCGAAAUUCCUAGUGGAUGUGUACCGACUCGGCGUCCGUGCCCCGACGCCGGUGACAAGGGAAGCGCUCCGUCUAUCCAUCGAGGAGGUCAUGAGCGGGCCGGAGGCGGGAGCGAUGCGACUACGAGCGGCCAGCUGGAAGGAGAGGGCGCGUGCGGCGCUGGCCGACGGCGGCUCGUCGGAUCACGGCGUCCAAGCUUUUGUUGACCAGAUAAAGUAGACCCAAAGGGAGCGUGCUUCAUGUGCAUUAGUGCUCCCUCCAUAAAAAAAUAUAAAAGCAUUUAGAUCACUAGAGGAAAUUAGUGAUCUAAACCCUUUUAUAUUUGUUUAUCAAGCGAGUACUAUUUAAUCUUCAUUGUCUUAUCAGUGUAGUGUGCCCUCAUCCUCUCGUGAUGGUCAUUAUUAUUGCUUUUCACUUUCUCAUACAAGUUUAUUGAUAAAACAUUUCCUAAUUUUAGUGCAUAAUAAGGAAAUAUCAAAAGUCGCUCACUUUCUCAUA